AUGGAUGACCUUAAACUGUUCACCAAGAACGAUUAUGAGCUGGAGCAGGACUUGCUGGGUACUGUGGUGCAUGAGAUUGGUCACGCUUUAGGUUUCUACCACGAGCAGGCGAAACCCACGCGCGACCUAUCUGUCACAAUACUGUUCGGAAACAUCAUUGCUGGGACGGAACACAAUUUCGUUGCGGCGGCACCGGCGGAUGUUUUAGAACCAGGACUGCCGUAUGACUAUAGAAGUGUAAUGCACUAUGGACAGUAUGCCUUUAGCUCGAACGGGCAGAUAACAAUCAACGCGCACAUUGACCGUGACCUGUUGCUUCAGCGAAUAGGUCAACGUGACGGCCUAUCCUUCCACGACAUCAAGCUCGCUAACAUUGUCUACUGUGACGGUGUGUGCGCAGGAAUUAUGAACAACUGUGAGCGAGGAAUACAAAAUCCGAACGACUGCACUCGCUGUAUCUGCCCAGAUGACUUCACUUGGCAAUUUUGCGAGAACGUUCUGCCACCUACAGGAAGUAGGUGUAGUUAA
Messenger RNA from Priapulus caudatus, 528 nucleotides. RefSeq names its product zinc metalloproteinase dpy-31-like. Gene Ontology annotation, biological process: proteolysis. The coding region runs from base 1 to 528 and encodes 175 amino acids. Lineage: Eukaryota; Metazoa; Priapulida; Priapulimorpha; Priapulimorphida; Priapulidae. Gene Ontology annotation, molecular function: metalloendopeptidase activity. The record is from RefSeq and is a predicted model, not a curated record. The transcript is spliced from 4 exons.